UUAAGAUACUGGACUUCACGAUUCAGCCUUGUGAACUACCCACUUUCCAAUUCGACAUCUUCGCCCUCGAAUCGAGCUUCCCUCCACCGAAUCGAGUUCCUCCAUCCAAAUCGAGCUCAUUGCCGCCGGAUCGAGGUCUGCGUGGAUCGAGCUCGAGCUUUGGAGAAGGAGAGGAAACGGGGGACGGGCACGGGGGGAGCAAGGCAACCAAACGGGUGGAGGGAAACACGCCAAACAGGCUCCUCGAUCGUUCCGGGCUCGGGCUGCCACCCGCCAUUCGGUGUCCCCUCCUUGACAGGUGCCCGAGCCGCGCCGAGCUCCAGCCUCAUUUCCACGGUCCGCGCCGGCACUCUUCCCUCUCCCGAUCGUCCUCCUCGUCGCCUGCCGCCUCUUCCUUCUUCCCACUCCACUAGCUUCAGGUUGGACUGCACAACGUGGAGCGGAGAUCUAUCCGAACACGGGAUUGAUUCAUCUGGUGGUGUUACAACAUAGGGUUUUUGAUAUAGCAAUGGGAUUACUCAUGUAUAAAUGAACAAAGUUUGGAGACAGUUGGACCUGACAAUUGCCACUUUUUACAUGUUUUAACUCAUUUUUUUUCUGGGAAACAAGUAAUUCUGAAGUUACCUUGGAAGUCCUUUGCGCUUUUGACUGGUCGGGUUGCAUAGGCCAUUGUUGAGAGGUGAUUUGGCCUAAGAAUGGGGGCUCCAAAACAAAGGUGGACUUCUGAGGAAGAGGCUGCUCUUAGAGCUGGAAUAGCAAGGCAUGGAGUUGGAAAAUGGCGCACAAUAUUGAAAGAUCCAGAAUUUAGUUCCACCUUAUGCUACCGCUCAAAUGUUGAUCUCAAGGACAAGUGGCGAAACAUGAAUGUGAUUGUCAGUACAUCGAGUUCUCGUGACAAGGCGAAGUCUGCAUUGAAGAGAAUACGAACUAUUCCCAAGAAUAAUGAGCACACCAUGGCAAUUACCAGAGUUACUUCUGAUAUUGAUGAUGAGAUUGUUGACGAAAAGCCUAUAGUAUCAUUGCCUAGUGAAGCAAAGAACACAUCAAGUUCGAAGAAAUCUCACAGGCUAGAUAAUAUUAUAAUGGAGGCUAUAAAGAACUUAAAUGAGCCUACGGGAUCACACAGAACUACUAUUGCUAAUUACAUAGAGGAGCAAUAUUGGCCACCUAGUGAUUUUGAUCACUUACUAUCUGCAAAACUGAAGGACUUGUCCACCAGUGGCAAAUUGAUAAAGGUGAACCGGAAGUACAGAAUAGCACCUAGUUCACCCAAUUCAGAGCGCCGAAGCCCCAAAAUGCCACUGUUGGAAGAUGUCCAAAGAGAGCCUGUCAAGAUAUGGAGUGAUGAUACUAAAACCCUUACCAGAUCUCAAGUUGAUGCUGAAUUGGCACGUAUGGCAACCAUGACUGCUGAGGAAGCUUCAGUGGCAGCGGCUCGAGCAGUUGCUGAAGCAGAGGCCAUCAUGGCAGAAGCUGAAGCUGCAGCGAAAGAGGCAGAGGCUGCAGAAGCAGAAGCCCAAGCCGCACAAGCAUUUGCUGAAGCAGCGUUUUUGACAUUGAAGAACAGAAAUGCUGGAAAAUUGGUAAUAGCUCUAAUUCAUGCAUCCCUUUGUUACAUACUACCAUGUUUUAUAUCCUAUCACAUUUAGAACCAGGUUUUAUAACCCCUUAUGCAACUGAUUGGUUAGUUUUGUAUACUGCAAAAACAAAAUCCCAUCAUGAGCACGUUUGCUUAGUCUAUCCCCCCACCCCCAUGAAGGUAGUGAUUUCCAAAGGCACCCUUAUGCCAACAAUAGCGUCUGCUGCAACAGCAAAGCUUUUAGUCCCAAGAAACUAUAGAGUAGGAAACUCAGUGAGAGCCACAGAUAAAGUUGAUAGAAUAGUAAUAAGUAGCAGGUAUCAUAAUAGUAAAGGUCAUUAUGACAAGUUGUGAAAAGAAUUAUACACUCUAACGAAUAUUUUUUUGACAUGGUCAUUAUUGUUCUGGGACUAUAUCAUUCUUGGUAUUUAAGAUUAUUUUUUUGACAAUGGAAAAAAACUUUGGACUAAUGGAUUCUUGAGUUUCUAGAAGCAAACAAAAAAACCAACUUGUUUUUGAUGAGUUGCAAGCUAAGAUCUCUUUUGCACUCUGUAACUAAGUGAAAUCUCAGCAGCAUUAAGUUAUGAUUGUAACCUGGAAGUACUAGAUAACUCCCUGUGGAUUUCUUUGACUUGAAAAAAGGAUGUGUGCAUACAGAGUUUUUUUUUCAGAGCGCAGGAGAGCUGUGCAUCAUUUAAUUAGAGAAUAAAAGAUCCAAAAUGGAUCAGGUACAAGGUAAAAACACACGCACGCACACACUAUCCUUCAGCCAAGCUUCAGCCUCCACUUUCAGCCUCCACUAGAACAGAGGAAGCCGCAGCGAGAAAAAACUGCAGGGGACUCCACAUCCACAAAAUUAUGCCAUGGUCAUACAGAGUUUGAUUAGCGAUCAUAACUGCUGUAGACCUGUAGCAUUCUAUUUCCUCACGGAUAGAUUAUAUAUGGUAGCAAACAUUGUAUAUCCAUAUUUGUUUUCCAUUUUCUUUGAGGUUAAAACAUCCCACUUUGAAACUGCUCUUGAGGAAAAUAUGAUGAACUACUCGCAUCUUGGUGUGUACAUCUGGACAAAACAACAGUUUCUGAAAUUUACCAAAGGAACUUGAUUUGA
Molecule: messenger RNA, 2687 nt
Organism: Zea mays
Lineage: Eukaryota; Viridiplantae; Streptophyta; Magnoliopsida; Poales; Poaceae
Product: single myb histone 6
Exons: 7
Coding region: 696-1649 (317 amino acids)
Biological process (GO): nucleosome assembly
Cellular component (GO): nucleosome
Molecular function (GO): double-stranded telomeric DNA binding
Source: RefSeq, a predicted model, not a curated record